ACCUACGUGACUGUCAACUUGUACCUGGACCAAGGAAGAUAUCUACCAGAACAGAACACUCACCAUGACAUCCUUCAAGGAGUAUCGGGUGUACAAUGCUCCAACUGCUGCUUACUACAUCCCCAAUUUUAUUACACAAGAGGAAGAGGACCGUAUUACACAGCACAUUUAUGCAGCUCCAAAGCAGUGGAAGGAAUUAGCACACAGAAGACUCCAGAAUUGGGGAGGGUUACCACACCCUAAAGGAAUGAUUGCUGAGGCUAUUCCUUCAUGGUUACAAGAACAGAUGGACAAGAUUACAGCUCUUGGUGCAUUUGGAGACAAGAAAGCAAACCAUGUACUUGUGAAUGAGUACCUUCCUGGCCAAGGAAUUAUGCCUCACGUAGAUGGCCCCAUGUUCUACCCCACCAUCACUACCAUCAACGUAGGGAGUCAUUCAGUACUAGAGUUUUAUACUCCUUUGAAUUCAAAUGAAGAGAUGGAAAACAAUCAGAACCUUUCCAUGCGACAUAUCGGCUCCCUCCUCUUAGAACCUCGAAGUCUACUCAUUAUUCAGGAAGAUUUGUAUACUACAUACUUACAUGGCAUCAGUCAAGUUACUCAAGAUACUGUGUCCCAAGAUAUGUUUAAUUUUGAAGAGUGUAAACCCAAGCUUGGGGAAGUUUUGACAAGAGAAACUAGAAUUUCACUCACUAUAAGACAUGUCCCUAAAGUUCUGAAGACAAAGUUAAUGCUUGGAAGGGGAAGAUAAUUAAUAUUUUAACUGAAGCUGUUUAAUGAUUACAUAUGUGACAAUUAGAAAUUAGAAUAUUUAAUUUUCCAGUAUAUUUUUGCCAACCCUUUCUGGUGCUCCCAUUUUGUGAACUGCUAUUGAGUGUUAUGUGUACAGGUCAAGGAUUCUUUAUCCCAAAUUCCCCAAAAUAAUUAAUGCAAUAACUGAGAUUUUUUUUUUAAUAGACCCAACUGUUACUGUAUGUGACUAUGAAGGAAUAUAUAACUGAGUAUUUUGGAUGAAAGAAUAAAGACCCUAAUAAAACCUAUUGUCAGUAAUUUAGAAUUGUGAAAAACUGUAUAUGUAAGUACAGGUUGAACUUGUAAGAUGUGAUGCAAGGAAACUGGGAGUACUGUAUGUGAAAACUGAGGUCAACUAUACCAUGUGGAUGGAGGCCAACAACACCACAGCUGCAUCAGGACUAAGACCAACCCCUCUUCAACCACAGUGAAAACUAUCAGACCCUAGUUAACUUGUAUGUUUAAUGUCAGACACAAAUUCCAAUCAUCAUCCCUCUACCCUUAUUUUUCCCUUGCACCUCCUCCCUGUACCUAAUACAUCACCUUUAGAUUUUGUUAAUACUAUAUUGUAAUUUUUGUGAAAUAAAUCUCCUAAGUA
This is a messenger RNA of Homarus americanus (American lobster), 1390 nucleotides long. RefSeq names its product alpha-ketoglutarate-dependent dioxygenase alkB homolog 6-like. NCBI's taxonomy places the organism in Eukaryota, Metazoa, Arthropoda, Malacostraca, Decapoda, Nephropidae. The record is from RefSeq and is a predicted model, not a curated record.